Molecule: messenger RNA, 3669 nt
Organism: Anopheles marshallii
Lineage: Eukaryota; Metazoa; Arthropoda; Insecta; Diptera; Culicidae
Exons: 4
Coding region: 1-3669 (1222 amino acids)
Source: RefSeq, a predicted model, not a curated record
AUGAGCUCCCAUGACAAAAGAACACCAUGGAAGUCGCACAGGUCUGAGUUCAGCGGCCGAGAUUCUCCGGAACGAAAUCGUAACCGAAUGUCAGACUCGCCUACAGGAUAUCGGUCUUAUAAAGACCGAAGAUAUUACAACAACCGCACCCCUUACACUGGGCUACAUUCCGCCUAUCAUAGCCGGUAUAGGUACGAAAAAAAGCCGGAUGCUUCCGAUGAAAAAGAGCAACAUGUAGGCGAAAAAUCCGAAGUUCCGACGUCAACUGAAAGUGAUGUGGGAAAGGGCACCAGUAAAAGUGCGUGGAGUAGUAGUUCCACUGUGCUGCCCACAACUAAACGACAUCCAUGGAUUAGGCAGCCUCCCCCACUGGUUACUGCACCAUAUAGUUCGUCUGCUUAUUCCGAGCAAUCCAAUUUUAGUAUUAUUUUCCAGCACAUAAACUCCGUCUGCAACCAGAAUGACCAAUCGCAACUGGAAAGACCGAUGUCAUUCAUCGACAGAUUAAUUGCUGAUGAAGCGAUGCGGAUGCUCUCUGCUGCCUCCUCAAGUGAAGCAACGUCACUUAAUACACCCUGCGAAGCGUCUGAAGCGGUAGCCAGCAAUGUACCGGCAAGCGAUGCAACGGAAACUUCUAAACAGGAGGAAGAAAACAAUACCAUCUAUAAUAAAAUUGGCGAUAAAGUUGCUACGGUCAGUGCGGCCAAUUCGGCACUGUUGCAAAAAAGCGCCGAACAGGUGACGGAAAAGCUGCUUAGUCAACUUUCCACCAUGAGCAAGUACGAUUUGAAGCAUAUGAUUGAUAAUCCCGCCGGUAAAUAUGAGACGGCUUUAAACCGACACGCCCAGAGCAAGCUGCGAGCCGAGGUAAGGAAACAGCUGAAAAAUUUCGGUUUGGGGAAGCUCGGAAGCGCAUUUGUAACAGACGAUGGUACGGUUGAGUCGGAUGAAGCAAUUGAUGCGAACAAAAUACCCCCUGCACUGUUGGAACAAAUUGGACAUGCGUUAGAUGUAGACCUUUUUGACCUGUCACAAACCGAAUCGAUUGAAUCCAAUGAACAGCUGCCGGCUGCCGUGGAAAAUCCAACCUUUAAUUCUAAUGAGCCAGAAGCAAAGGACGAACAUGAGCAACACGCGUUAAUGUGUACCCCCUCUACUGAACACAGUUCUAGCGCGAGUAAUGUGAAACAAAAUAUAGCUAAUGUUUCUGGAUCUCCGGGAAAAAUGUCCACGAAGAACACAAAUACCCUUAAAUCCCCACCUUUGAAGCCAGGCCACUUAAAGAAAAUUAUGCUGCGCAAGUCGUCUAAUACAAAAGUCGGAAACAGUGCUGUAGUACGAGACCCAGUCGCAUCUACUUUGCAGUCCAAAGUGAGCAAACCGCUUCCUAAGAAAAAAACUUUCGUUUUGCUUUCGAAGAACGCCGGCGAGGAAAAUAUUGCUUCGGACUUAGUACAGACUAAAGUUUCGGACUUAGUCAAGACUACAGCAGCAGUACCAUUUGAAAUAACGUCGGUUCCAAGCUUAAAAGAUGUUUCUCAAAUCGGACAAUCUGCGAAGGAAGAUACCAAUAUCAUUCUGAAAGUAUCUUCGUCCAACAAUGCUGAUCCUAUACCCGGAGAUGCAAAUUCGAGCGUAAAGAAUGUAUCACUGCUAAGAGUUAGUACGGUAGAAGAGUUGAACAGACGUUUGGAUGAACAACCGAGUAUGCAAAACCUUGGAAGUCAGCGGGUACCAGAAGUCGACCCAACAAAUGUUGUACCGGAAAGAGGACUAUUACAGGAAAAUAUUCCAAAUGCCAAUGAACGAUUAGCAACCAUGAUUCCUAUUCACAAUACAAAUGACGCCGGAAUUAGAUUGUUCACUCAAGAGCUUCUGCUCUCAAGUGAGAACAGCAAAGUAAACGCCGCUGAUCCUCGCUGGCAAAGUACCCAAAAUUGCAAUAACAAUGCUCAUCGAUCACAGAGUCCUGCGUUACUCACGGUGCAAUACCAGGAACAACCAAAUUGCUCUAAUGUUCAACCUAAGAAACAAACAGAACCUGUGUGCAAUACGAAUCCGAUCAAUCGUACUACGAAUGUGUUAAGGGUAGAGAAAAGCUCUAACCCUGUAGUGGAACCUGUAGGGAAGAACAGAAAUAAUGGCAAACGAGGAAGAACGAGCAUAGAUCAAGCCGCUGAAAUUGGUAUCGGCACCCUGGUGCAUAAUACAAUGCCAACAGUAUUUGAAGAUCAACCAACGGUACAAGGAACACAGCCGUUACUAUCUGUUCUCAGCCCACCAGUACCACUACCUGCUAAGAUAGGGAAAAAAACUAAGAAACGAAAGCGUCCCAAGCAAAACGAUCGUCUGCCUUCCACGGUUUGUGCAAGUGUACCAUCGCAUGAUACUAAGGCAAGUACUACUACGGAGGUUCAAAAUAUGGAGCAAGGUUUCGGAGCAGACGAGACUAAUAAUGAUCAAACCAAUGAUCCAUCCGCGGUUGUAAAGUUGCGCAAAAAAAAGAAAAAACGUAAGGUGAGUCGUUUUGAACCUGCCAAUAACAUCGAAAAUGCUAGCAAUGUGCCGGUAGUGCCUCCUGCGGGUACAGUAGAGCGGAUUCCAUCAUUGCAUUCGACAGAAGAAAAACCUAACGAUGAUCAUAUACUGAACAAUGCGUACGAUCAGUAUUUAAACAAGGAUCUUACCAAUCCCGCACCAGAAAUAGUGGAACCACAAACCCAUAUUACUAUUGCAAAAGUUUGUUCGAUCUCGGGCUCAGAAGAAAUGAGUUCAUCGACCUCAGCCAUAACAGUAAGUGCAACAAAUGAAGACACCACUAAGAACACCCCCGACAUACAAUUGCCGAUGGAAAUAUCUCUAACUGAGCUAAAAGAAGAAACAAUUGCAACACCCCAAACUUUAGAAGAAAGUGUACAAAAUGGUGCGCCUUCGGAUAAUUAUUCCGAUGGCAAUCUGACCGACUGGAAUCUCCCGACUGAAUCGAACGCGGAAAGUAAGGAAGGAAUAGAGAGGAUUGUAUCGCCACAACCACUGACCACCGAUAUACCAGCCGAGGAAUAUAUCUUGGGAGAUGAUCCCGGGGAAAAGAGCAUCUCUAGACAAACGUUGCCUGAUGUUGGCGUUAAUCAUCCAAAAGAACAGUCACCGCAUGUUGCUAAUCAUUCUACAACCCCAUUUCCCGCCGACUGCGCUGACCGGUUGAAGUCGUUAUGCGAAAUUACCGAGGGCAUGGUACAAAAUCUCGAGACACAAACGAUGGAACUGUACAGCCGCAAGAUGCAAAUUGACACCCAAAUAAUGCAGCUACAGGGAGAACGGAUGGACAUCGAUCAGCAGUUGGAAAGACUGCAGUAUAUGCGCAAUGAACAGAUUAAAUUUAUCCGGCUGAACUUGCUUGAACUAUUAUCGUCCAACAGUUCCAGUGAAUCCAUAAUGCCAGCUCCGUCUCCCGUUACAUCUGACACGGGCACGGGUUUGAAUGGAAUACCAGUGAGUCAAUCUGUGCCGUCUGGGCAGACACAGAUAGGUGUACGACAACAGGAACGCAAAAUACGACGAAUCACACCGAUCGGUGGUAAUAGUGUGUUGAUGCAAAUUUUCAAGCGUCGUCGUGCUCCGUCGUCCGAUCGCGCAACGGAGGAAAAUCCAGAGGUAGACCAUGUAUAA